Messenger RNA from Echinococcus granulosus, 759 nucleotides. RefSeq names its product Folate receptor beta. Gene Ontology annotation, molecular function: signaling receptor activity. NCBI's taxonomy places the organism in Eukaryota, Metazoa, Platyhelminthes, Cestoda, Cyclophyllidea, Taeniidae. Gene Ontology annotation, cellular component: external side of plasma membrane. The coding region runs from base 1 to 759 and encodes 252 amino acids. The transcript is spliced from 3 exons. The record is from RefSeq and is a predicted model, not a curated record.
AUGCCCGACAUCACAUUUGUGGUUCUGCUUUGCCUUCCCCUCAUCGCUGUGUCAGAAGAGCACAAUCGCCUGUUAUAUGUAGAUACUGUUGACAAGUACCUGGAUAUGUGUCCAGAUUCUGGUGAAUUGAAAGAUCAUCCUUCCCCAGAACCCGAUUUAAAGGAAUGUAGUGAAUGGAAGAGUCGCACUUGUUGUUCUCCUGAAACAGCAGAGCAGAUAGCGAAUGCAACGCUACACGGCUUCUCUUUCGACUUCUGUGGUAAUAUGAGUGAACAGUGUCGCAAUUAUUUCCACUAUGACUACUGCAUGAUAAAGUGCUCUCCUGAUUUAGGUCCCUGGAUUGUUAAAAUGACAAGUUCCCGAUUUAAGGAGAGAGCGUUCAGAGUACCGCUCUGUGAAAGCGACUGCUACGCUUGGUACGAAGCCUGUAAAUGGGAUAAGGCGUGUUCCACCAACUGGAGGUCGGGAGGAUUUGACUGGUCAGAAGGUACGAACAAGUGUCGAAAAGGCUUCGAGUGUCUGAACAUCUCCAUGGUCUAUGGUUCACCGAUAGCCUUCUGUGAGCACGUGUGGGAUCACGCCUAUCGAGUUGUGCCUGUGGAAUCCGUUGCUGUUUGGGGCAGCAGCGAUAAGCACUGCAUGCACAUACCGAAUGGCAAGAGUGACCCGAAUGCUACGCGAAUAAUUCAACACAACCACGAGGUGGCACGACUCUUCGCUACGGCCAUUAUCAGGCGGGUCUACGGUGGUGGAAAUUAG